AUGGCCACACAUCCUCUUCAGGCAAUUGGGGAGGCCAUCGGUGCUGCUGGUGCCGACCCGCGGGUUGUUCAACGCUCAUCGCUCUUCCAAGGCGCCAAUGACGGACCGGCAAAGACAGCAGCCAAAAUUACCGGGGUACAGGGUAUCGCAAAGAGAGCUGAUGAUGGGCCCUACUUCACAAAUAAUGAAGGCAUACCGUUCCCGGACCCAUCCCACAGUAAAACUGCAGGUGGGCUACCUCUGGUCUCUGAUACGUUCCUACUUCAGAAGCAGCAACAUUUCAAUCGGUCCAAGAACCUAGAGAGAAUGGUUCAUCCUUGCGGCAGCGGAGCAUUUGGGUUUUUUGAGACCACCAAGGACAUGUCCUCCCUUACAAAAGCACACUUUCUGAGAUCAUCCAAUAUCAAGACUCCCGUCUUUGUACGGUUUUCUACCGUGACCCUAGGCCGGGAAUUUCCGGACCUGGCGAGGAACCCGCGAGGUUUUGCUGUGAAAUUUUACACAGGGGAGGGAAAUUACGAUAUCGUGGGGCUGAACUUUCCGGUUUUCUUCUGUCGCGAUCCAAUCCAAGGCCCAGAUGUGAUCCGCUCUCAGUCGCGUAACCCAAAGAACUUCCUCUUGGAUCAUAAUUCGCUUUUCGACUUGCUCGCCAAUACACCUGAAGGUAACCAUGCUGGACUGAUGUUCUUCAGCGACCACGGUACUCCUGCAGGAUGGAGAAACCAACACGGAUAUGGUUGCCAUACAUUCAAGUGGGUCAAUGCCAGCGGCAAGUUCGUAUACGUCAAGUACCACUUCCUUGUGGACACCGGGCAAAAGCAGUUCAAUGCCGAAGAGGCUUUGAAGUAUGGAGGGGAAGAUCCCGACUACUCCAAGAGAGAUCUUUGGAGCGCUAUCGAGAAGGGCGAGCAGAUAUCGUACACUGCGCAUGUCUGGCCGAAGAAGCAAUUCCCGCUACAUGAAUUUGGCAGGCUUGUCUUGAACAAAAACCCCGAGAACUUCCACAGAGACGUCGAGCAAGCUGCCUUUUCUCCUGGCAGCAUGGUCCCCGGUAUUGAGGACAGUCCGGAUCCUCUACUGCAGUUCCGCAUGUUCUUUUACCGUGACGCCCAAUACCACAGAAUUGGCAUCAAUCUGCAUCAGGUGCCAGUCAACUGUCCGUUCAUGGCGUCAUCAUAUUCCUCGCUCAACUUCGAUGGCCCGAUGCGUGUCGAUGCAAACCACGGCAUGAACCCACAAUACACGCCGAACAGUUUUACUCAAAAAUUCCGACCCGAUACUGCCGAGACUCCAUAUCAACUAGGUGAUAACACUGUCGGGAGGAAAUCACACUUCUAUCAUGAGGGUUCACCUUCAGAGUAUGACCAACCGCGUGCGUUAUAUCGGGAUGUCAUGGACGAGAAAGCAAGAGCCCAUCUUCAUUCAAAUACCGCGCGUCUCCUGAAACUAGUGGAGUACACAGAGAUCCAGGUGAAGUACCUAGCGCAAUUGGCGCGUAUUGCCCCAGAAUACGCAAAGUCAGUGUACGAUUUGCUUCCUGAGAAGAAAUUCGAUUUCAUGGAGGUUGAGCAACGCACAGGCGGUGCGGAGCGUGCUGGUAAAGAGGCGAAGUUCUUGCCUAGCCAGGAGACAGAUGUAUUGCGGGGGUUGUGUCCGAUGAAACCUGUCUACAAUGUUUGA
Messenger RNA from Penicillium mononematosum, 1680 nucleotides. Its product is annotated as catalase. Lineage: Eukaryota; Fungi; Ascomycota; Eurotiomycetes; Eurotiales; Aspergillaceae. The record is from RefSeq and is a predicted model, not a curated record. Gene Ontology annotation, biological process: hydrogen peroxide catabolic process; response to hydrogen peroxide. Gene Ontology annotation, cellular component: mitochondrion; peroxisome; cytoplasm. The transcript has 9 exons. Bases 1 to 1680 code for a protein of 559 amino acids. Gene Ontology annotation, molecular function: catalase activity; heme binding.